Molecule: messenger RNA, 648 nt
Organism: Magnolia sinica
Lineage: Eukaryota; Viridiplantae; Streptophyta; Magnoliopsida; Magnoliales; Magnoliaceae
Product: large ribosomal subunit protein bL35c
Exons: 3
Coding region: 63-512 (149 amino acids)
Biological process (GO): translation
Cellular component (GO): large ribosomal subunit; ribosome
Molecular function (GO): structural constituent of ribosome
Source: RefSeq, a predicted model, not a curated record
CACAUCAAAUACAAGUAAAUAGCUUCAAAAAGCUCUUGAAAACUUCAAGAGAGAGAGGAGCCAUGGCUUCUGCCACAAUAGCAUUUUCGUCCAUCUGCUUGAGAUUUUCCACUUCAAAUCCUUCAAUCCAGGCCGUCCAUGGCGUUAGCCUCCCAACUUUUUCAAAGAAAGCUGCCUUGAAGCUCAGCUCUUCCAAAACCAUCUCUGGGUUCUCUUCCAUUCUCCCCAUCAAGCUGUCCCCAGUCAUCUCUACCCCUUCAAAUCCUCCCCCUUUCACUGUUUUCGCUGCAAAGGGCUAUAAAAUGAAAACCCACAAGGCUUCGGCAAAGCGGUUCCGUGUGACGGGGAAUGGGAAGAUAAUGCGGAGGCGGGCUGGAAAGCAGCACUUGUUGGUGAAGAAGAAUACGAAGAGGAAGCUUCGCCUCUCGAAAAUGAUCCAAGUCAACCGAAGCGACUAUGACAAUGUGAUCGGUGCGCUUCCAUAUCUCAAAGUAAAUCGAAAAGCAACCUGAGGUGAUUCUGUCUCUUGGAAAGUAUGCUUCAGAUUUCUUGGGUUUUCUUGUUGUAAUUCUCAAGAGAUUUCAAUAACUCUCAAUGCUUCAGUUGCUUUUUGAAUCUCAAUGCAUGACUGAGAGCACCAUUUGUUCA